GUGUAAUGUGAGUGUUUCAUUUUGUGCUAGAAAUCCUGAAUUCUUCUCACACAUACACACACAUACUGUCUUACAUAUACACUAACACUGGAAAGUGAGGAGGCGCUUUUGAGAGUUUGGAGGAGCGUUGUAAUCGAAUCCUGCGGGAGAUGGAGGGUUCUCUGACAGCCCACGAUAGAGUGGGCGUCCAAGACUUUGUACUGCUAAAUGCCUACACCAGCGAGGCAGCUUUUCUGGACAACCUGAGGAAACGCUUCAGUGAAAACCUCAUAUAUACUUACAUCGGCACCCUCCUCGUCUCCAUUAACCCCUAUAAGGAGUUGGACAUAUACAGCAAAAAGCAAAUGGACAUAUACAUGGGAGUCAAUUUUUUCGAGUUGCCACCGCACAUCUUUGCUCUUGCUGACAAUGUCUACCGCACCAUGAUCAGUGAGACCAACAACCAUUUUAUCCUCAUCUCUGGAGAGAGUGGCACAGGCAAAACAGAGGCUUCUAAAAAAAUCCUGCAGUUCUAUGCAGUCAGUUGCCCCAGUACUAAACUGCUGGACAAUGUGAGGGAUCGUCUCCUUCGCUCCAACCCUGUGCUGGAGGCUUUUGGGAAUGCCAAAACGCUAAAAAACGACAACUCCAGUCGCUUUGGAAAGUACAUGGACAUUCAAUUUGAUCACCUGGGAGGUGCUGUCGGCGGACACAUACUGAGCUAUUUACUGGAGAAGUCAAGGGUGGUCCACCAAAACCAUGGCGAGAGAAACUUCCAUAUUUUCUAUCAGUUAGUUGAAGGUGGGGAUGAGGAGCUUCUUCGCUGGCUUGGUCUAGAGCGAAACUCUCAAAAUUAUAGGUACCUAGUCCAGGGAGCAUGUGCCAAAGUGAGCUCCAUCAAUGAUAAGAGUGACUGGAAAACAAUCCAGAAAGCUCUAUCAGUUGUUGAUUUCAGUGAGAAGGAUAAAGAGAAUUUGUUUGCAAUCAUUGCCAGUGUACUCCAUCUGGGAAACGUCCGCUUUGAGGCUUCCCAAGGUUAUGCCACACUCAACAGCAGUGAGGAGAUACACUGGCUUUCUAAGUUGUUAGGGAUUCCCACCCAUGUGUUACGGGAGGGUUUAACUCACAGAAAGAUUGAAGCCAAAGCAGAGGAGGUCCUAAGUCCCUUCACUGUUGAUCAUGCAAAAUAUGCCAGAGAUGCACUAGCCAAAGCCAUCUAUGGACGCACUUUCACAUGGCUCAUCAACAAGACCAAUGAGUCAUUAUCAAACAAGGACUCAACCAGGAAGACAGUUAUUGGCCUCCUUGACAUCUAUGGAUUUGAAGUGUUCGAUGUGAACAGUUUUGAGCAGUUCUGCAUAAAUUACUGCAAUGAGAAACUCCAACAGCUUUUUAUCCAGCUCACCAUCAAAUCUGAGCAAGAAGAGUACGAGAUGGAGGGCAUAGAGUGGGAACCAGUGCCAUACUUCAACAACAAGAUAAUUUGUGACAUGGUGGAGGAGAAACAUAGAGGCAUUAUUUCAGUGCUGGAUGAAGAGUGCUUGCGUCCAGGCAAAGCCACCGAUUUCACAUUCCUGGAGAAGCUAGAAGAGAAGUUGGCUGGACAUCCACAUUUUGUCACGCACAAGCUGGCUGACCAAAAGACACGUAAGAACCUGGACCGAGGGGACUUCCGCCUGCUCCACUACGCUGGAGAGGUGACCUAUAGUGUGACCGGAUUUCUUGACAAGAAUAAUGAUUUCCUGUACAGGAACAUCAAAGAUGUUAUGCGGCAGUCUCAAAAUCCCAUAAUACAGCAGUGUUUCCCCACCACAGAGCCGGACAGCAAGAAAAGGCCUGAAACGGUGGCCACCCAAUUUAAAAGCAGCCUGGCUGGCCUGACAGAAAUCCUAAUGUCCAAGGAGCCAUGGUAUGUGCGCUGCCUGAAACCUAAUGAGGGCAAGCAUCCAGGCCACUUUGAUGAUGUGUUGGUGAGGCACCAGGUCAAAUACCUGGGGCUGAUGGAGCACCUGAGGGUGAGGCGUUCUGGCUUCGCUUAUCGCAGGAAAUAUGAGCUCUUCCUCAAAAGAUAUAAGCCUCUGUGUCCAGACACUUGGCCCAAUUGGAAAGGAACAGCAGCUGAAGGCGUGGAACGGCUUGUAAAACAUCUGGGCUACAAAUCGGACGAGUACAAGAUGGGCAGGACCAAAAUCUUUAUUCGGCAUCCCCGGACACUGUUUGCCACUGAAGAUGCCUUUGACAUCUGUAGACAUGAACUGGCUACAAGAAUCCAAGCAAAAUAUAAAGGCUACAGAAUGAAAGGAGACUACCUGAGACAGAAAGAGGCAGCUACCAAGUUUGAAGCUUGUUGGCGAGGUCUGCAAGCAAGAAAGGAGCGAGAGAGGAGGGCCUGGGCUGUCAAAGUUAUCAAGAAAUUCAUCAAAGGCUUCAUGAACAGGAACCAGCCUGUUAGCUUGGAUAACUCGGAUUAUCUGGCCUUCGUUCGGCAAAGCUACCUUACACGACUUAAAGACAAUCUGCCCAAAUCUGUGCUAGACAAAACCUCCUGGCUAACGCCUCCACCCAUCAUGCAAGAGGCAACUGCACUCCUGCAAAAGCUGUACACACGACACUUGGUGCGGAAGUAUGUGCGUGGGAUAACUGCACAGCGGAGAGCCCAGCUGCAAAUCAAAGCACUGGCCAGCAACAUAUUCAAAGGAAAAAAAGAGAACUAUCCCCAGAGUGUGAGGCAACCUUUUGCUGACACCAGGAUAGGUGAACAGGAUAUGAACAUACGUGUGCUGCAGGUGAUGUGCCCUGAAGGCAUCAAGUACAGUGUUCCAGUGAUAAAGUAUGACAGGAAUGGCUUUCGACCCCGUUUCCGACAGCUAGUUUUCACUCAGAUAGCUGCUUACUUGGUGGAGGAGGCUAAAAUCAAACAAAGAGUGGAUUACAGAUCACUGAAAGGUGUAUCUGUCAGCAACCUGAGCGACAACUUCCUAAUUCUCCAUGUCAUGUGUGAAGAUAUUAAGCAAAAAGGUGACCUGGUCCUUCAGUGCAACUACAUUUUUGAGGCUUUGACCAAACUGUGUUCAGUGACAAAAAACCACAACCUUGUAAGAGUGGUUCAUGGGAGUGUGAGGUUUGACAUCCAGCCUGGCAAAGAGGGGGUGAUAGAUUUCAAGAGCAGCAGUGAAUCCAUGGUGUACAGGGCGAAGAAUGGACAUCUAAUGGUGGAAUCUGCUGCUAAAUCUUGAUGACCUCUGCCUACUGGACUAUUGACCACAACAUAAACCAACUGGAUCAGUAGACAGACUAGUACAUUUUGAGUCACAAGCAUUUUGGAUGCAUUCUGGAAAUCUCUAGAUUUCAUCUCAGAUCCACUGAACAUGAAGUAUCACAUAUAGCUUCAAACUUGUACAAAUAAACAUUAAAUUAUGAAUUGCCCUACAGUACAAUUAGCUUUCCAUUGUUUAGCAAAACAGUGUUACAGUGUUUUCUAUCCAUACAGUCCACUAGUCAUG
Molecule: messenger RNA, 3482 nt
Organism: Colossoma macropomum (tambaqui)
Lineage: Eukaryota; Metazoa; Chordata; Actinopteri; Characiformes; Serrasalmidae
Gene: myo1hb
Product: myosin IHb
Exons: 32
Coding region: 150-3215 (1021 amino acids)
Biological process (GO): vesicle transport along actin filament; actin filament organization
Cellular component (GO): plasma membrane; microvillus; myosin complex
Molecular function (GO): actin filament binding; microfilament motor activity; ATP binding
Source: RefSeq, a predicted model, not a curated record